UAAGCUAAAAAGUUACACGUGCCACUAAUUCAAUUAAAAAAAAGUUACAGACUGACAGUACAUUAUUGACGUUUGACUUUUGAGUAUUCCUUAAUCGUUCCGCGCGCACGUAGUACGUGCAAUUUUGUUUGGUCUUGUCCUUAAAUUUCUUCGAAGUCCCUACUACACUUGUCAGGAUGGGUAGGGAGGACAAGGCUGCUUGGAAGACCAACUAUUUCACUAAGAUAAUCCAACUUUUGGAUGACUAUCCCAAAUGUUUCAUCGUGGGUGCCGACAAUGUGGGCUCAACUCAAAUGCAGCAGAUCCGUAUAUCACUGCGUGGACACAGCAUAGUUCUGAUGGGCAAAAACACCAUGAUGAGGAAGGCUAUUAAAGACCAUUUGGAGACCAAUCCUGCAUUGGAACAACUCCUUCCUCACAUCAAGGGCAAUGUUGGCUUUGUAUUUACCCGUGGAGACCUUGUUGAGGUCCGUGACAAAUUGUUGGAGAACAAGGUGCGAGCUCCAGCUAGGCCUGGUGCUAUUGCUCCACUUGAGGUCAUCAUUCCAGCUCACAACACUGGUCUAGGUCCAGAGAAGACUGCCUUCUUCCAGGCCCUCUCCAUUCCAACCAAGAUUUCCAAAGGUACUAUUGAAAUCAUCAAUGAUGUCCACAUCUUAAAGCCUGGGGAUAAAGUGGGAGCCUCCGAAGCUACUCUACUGAACAUGUUGAAUAUCUCUCCUUUCUCAUAUGGUCUUGUAGUGAAACAGGUAUAUGACUCUGGUACCAUCUUUGCUCCAUCAAUUUUGGACAUCAAGCCUGAGGACCUUCGUGCCAAGUUCCAAGCUGGUGUGGCGAAUGUGGCUGCACUUUCACUUGCUAUUGGCUACCCAACUGUUGCCUCUGCACCACACUCCAUUGCCAAUGGUUUCAAGAACCUCCUGGCUAUUGCUGCGGUCACUGAUAUUGAAUUCAAGGAGGCUACCACCAUCAAAGAGUUCAUCAAGGAUCCAAGCAAGUUCGCAGCAGUGGCGGCUCCAGUGGCAGCAGCUGCAGCGCCAGCCGCUGACAAAAAGGCAGAAGAGAAGAAACCUGAGAAGGAGGAGUCUGAGAGUGAAGAUGACAUGGGCUUUGGUCUGUUCGACUAGACUUCACUCCACACUCACUGCUAUAAUCAAACCAUUGAGCCUUUGUUUAUAUAUAACAAUAUUUAAAUACAUGUAACAUCUGUGGCUGGUACAUCUAUGUUUGCGCCGCCGGAUUGGACGUCCAAGUGGCGGCUGAACAAUAAAGCUACUUAGUUGGAAUAA
Messenger RNA from Leptidea sinapis, 1289 nucleotides. RefSeq names its product 60S acidic ribosomal protein P0 (gene RpLP0). Gene Ontology annotation, cellular component: cytosolic large ribosomal subunit. NCBI's taxonomy places the organism in Eukaryota, Metazoa, Arthropoda, Insecta, Lepidoptera, Pieridae. The record is from RefSeq and is a predicted model, not a curated record. Gene Ontology annotation, molecular function: structural constituent of ribosome; large ribosomal subunit rRNA binding. The coding region runs from base 177 to 1127 and encodes 316 amino acids. The transcript is spliced from 7 exons. Gene Ontology annotation, biological process: cytoplasmic translation; ribosome biogenesis; ribosomal large subunit assembly.